AUGUUUUCCCGCAUCGCCACCCGCGCCCCCCGUGCUUUCGUCCGCUACAACUCCUCCAGCAGCACCAGCAGCACAGCACGCAUCAUUAAUAUGGCCGGGCAGGUCGAGAAGCCGAGUGUCCUCGAAGCCUCGGUGCCUGUCAUGUGGGCUAUUUGCGGCGCGCUGACGUACACGGCGUGGAAUCGCAUGGAGGGGCGUAAGGGGGAUGAGGUGGAGAGGUUGAUCAUUGUUUGA
Messenger RNA from Ascochyta rabiei, 234 nucleotides. RefSeq lists its product as uncharacterized. The transcript has 2 exons. The coding region runs from base 1 to 234 and encodes 77 amino acids. Lineage: Eukaryota; Fungi; Ascomycota; Dothideomycetes; Pleosporales; Didymellaceae. The record is from RefSeq and is a predicted model, not a curated record.